CGUCCUUUUGUCCGGCUGAGGAGCUCGACCCGGUGCGGCCUGAGCGGCGGCGGCGGCGGCGGCGGACGCGGCCGGCGCAGGAUAUGAAGAUGGCAAGUCCAGGUAAAAUUAAACAGAAGAUAUUAAAAGCAAAAAAAACAAUGCCUGUAAGUUGCCGGAAGCAAAUAGAGGUCCUGAAUAAGUCAAGAAAUGUUGACACUCUGAAGAAAACUAUGGGGAAUAAUAGUCCAACUGGUAAUGAGAAUUUAAGUACUGUGGUUAUAAAUAGCAAAUACAGGCAUUCUGAACAUGGUAGUUUCUCACUGGAGUCUAACAAAAAACUAGUAUUUUCACAGAAAAAUGUGCACCCUAAGAAUAUACAACCACUAGAAGAAAUUAUUGAUUCAAAAACAAGAUUGGAAAGUGUUGCUGCCCAAGUCACAUGUCUUUAUCAAAAGCCAAGAAAAGCAAUAGAUUCCCUCAGCAAAUUAUCUGUACAGGAGACAAAACCUUCACAGAAAACACACAAAACUCAUUGUAAAGACCAGGCAAAUGGAACAAAAUCCAUUUUUGAAUAUGAAGAGAAUUAUAAUAAACCUACUUGCUGUCUUCCUGCUGUAUUGAGUGGUAUAGUUCAAAACACCUUGGAUAAUGAGAGAAAUGAUAAAAUGAUUUCCAAUUUAAAAAGAAACUCCAAUUCAGAGUCUCAUGAGAAAAGGCAAAAUGGCAUUUUAAGUGUAGAUUCCUGUUUUGUGCCAGCUGAGAAAACACCUAACCUGGUCAGUUCAGUCAGCACCAGCAACUAUGCUGCUUCCAAUUCGAAGACUGAAGAACCCUGUAGACCCCAUACUGUCAACAUUUCAAAUUGUAAGCCUGCAGACUCAUCACUUGACACUGUUUGUAUUAACAGCCAUAAUCAAAAGAAGAGGAUGUUUUCAGAAAACAAAGAAAAUGUUAAACGCAUGAAAACUUCAGAGCCAAUUAAUGGAAAUAAUUGUGUAGCUCUGGAUAAGCAGACCGCAAUACUAGAACUGGUCAGACAUGUGAUUCGACAGGAGGUACAUAGUAUAGAUUACAAACUAUUUGAUAGCAAACUGAAUGAAUUGAAUGACCGAAUUGGGAAGACACAGUGCAAGAGUAAACAUGAAGCACUAGCUGUUCAACUCUUCGAGAAAAUAUCACGGUUAAAGAGACGUAUUAAAACGGUAUUACAUCAGAUAAAUUGUCUGGAGCCAGAGACAUUGUCCAGUAACACAGCACAUGAGACUUCAAAGGCAGAAACUAUGACUUUGGGUGAGAAUCAAAAGUCAGUUGAUAAUCCAAAUGAAAGAACAACUUCUGUGAACUGUGCACCUGUUAAAGCAAGUAGAAGGAUGAAUUCAUCGCCAGAUUGUGUGGAGUUUGUUCCCAAAAGUAACGAUGAUGUUAUGUUGAUUUCUGUGGAGAGUCCUAAUGUAACAACUCCAGUUACAUCAGAUCCAACAGAUAUUAGAAAAAUUACAUCAAACAAUUCCAGCAACUCAUCUAAUGAUGAAAUUCAAGUUAGGGCUGUCAGGAAGAGGAAGCUUGGUUUUGUUAUUGACUUAACAUCAGAAGACCUGUUCAACAGCAACACAGAAAUUCCAGAAGUCACCCUUGGGUCUUCUCACAAACCUGUUUCAAACUCAGAAGAAAAGACUUCAAUGGCCAAAAAUGGAAGUGAGAAUUUAGAUGCCUUUGAUCACCUGCCACCUCUCCCAGAAGCACCAUUACCGCUCCCUGAGCUGGCAGACAAGAGCCGAGACACACUUCCUCCCCAGAAGGCUGAGCUGAAGGUGAAAUGGGUGCUGAAACCCCUGGGCAUUGCCCUGACUUGGAAUAUCAGCAAGAUCAACCCCAAGUGUGCUCCCGUGGAGAGCUACCACCUCUUCCUGUGCCAUGAAAACGCCAACAGUCAGCUGAUUUGGAAGAAGAUUGGAGAAAUUAAAGCUUUACCUCUCCCGAUGGCCUGCACUUUAUCUCAGUUUCUGGUUUCCAACAAAUACUACUUUACUGUGCAGUCCAAAGAUAUUUUUGGGCGAUAUGGACCAUUUUGUGAUAUAAAAUGUAUUCCUGGGCUUUCUAAAACCCUUAAGAGUCUUUAGGCUAUGUAUUCCAUGUUGUUUUCUUUUUUCAUAUUUGUUGUUUACAGUGUUGCUGUGAUACUAUUUGUUAUUUUGCCGGUGAUACUAUUUGUUAUUUUGCCGGGCCAGUUCAGACCGAACCCUUUUAUGGAAAUAGUUUUCCUUCCCAUAUUGUGAGUUGUAGUUUCAUGAUCUUCUAAUUUACAUUCAGUACAUUCUCCAGUGUAUAUGUUCUCGAGCAUACAUGAUUGUGAACCAUGUUGCUAUGUUCUAAUUCCUUUGAUGCCUAUGGUGCUGCUACUUAUGUGACCUGCUAAGGGUCAGGGUUUUUGUUAUGAUUGUUGUUGUUUGUAUAUUUAUUUAAAAAACAAUCGCUGGGCACCCGUCACUCAUAGCUAUAAUACUAGCUGCUCGAGAGACUGAGGUCUGGAGUUGGAAACUAGCCUGGGUAGGAAAAGCCACAAGUGGAGCCAUGGCUCUGAGUUCAAGUCAAUCGACACAUCCUUCUCUACCCCAGAAAAGCUAUGGAGUCAGCCCUUCACUGAGGCCAGAUCGUGCCUGCAGUACAUCUUCAGGAAGAUUCAUGCAAAUGUCUUCCUAUUCUGUUUCAGUUCUAAGAGGGCUGCAGAUUUGGGCCCUUUCUCUUUAUUUAUUUAUUUCUUUUUAAAAAUUAAUUUAAUUUUAUUGUAAAGGUGAUGUACA
This is a messenger RNA of Dipodomys spectabilis (banner-tailed kangaroo rat), 2783 nucleotides long. It is a transcript of the gene Atf7ip2, whose product is annotated as activating transcription factor 7 interacting protein 2. Gene Ontology annotation, cellular component: transcription regulator complex; nucleus. Gene Ontology annotation, molecular function: transcription coregulator activity; protein binding. Bases 84 to 2102 code for a protein of 672 amino acids. The transcript is spliced from 11 exons. Lineage: Eukaryota; Metazoa; Chordata; Mammalia; Rodentia; Heteromyidae. The record is from RefSeq and is a predicted model, not a curated record. Gene Ontology annotation, biological process: regulation of DNA-templated transcription.